AUCUCGUGUCUUGAGGUUGUAGUGCCAAACGUAUCGUGUUGCUGCGUCGAUGAACGUGAUGACAUAGUUGUGCUCUGCUUCACUGUCAUCUCGAGGCAUAUUUAGAAUGUCGAUGUAAACUUUUUCCAUCGGUGCGUAUGCAGGUGCACUUGGAUUGUGGUGCGACGGGAAGGGUUGGUGGGGAAGAUCAGCUUCAGGACACGUGAAGCACUGUGCGUGGGCUUGUGGAAGCUCCUGGCCACUCGUUGUAAGAAGAGCGUCCUUUUCUAAUACUCCGGCUUGUAUGGUCUGUAGUACUGUGCUAUUUGCAGGGUGUCCGAGGCGUUGAUGCCAGAUGUCGUCGGGAGCGCGAUGGCCCGGUGAGCGCUGGUACACGUCGGCGUUGGAGAAGAACGCGAAGACCGUGGCGGGACUGCGGCAGACUUCUCGGGUGAUGGGCAUGAGUUGAUCUGCUUUGGAUGGCGGUCCUCGGAUUGCUGGUGGCGGCGUGCGGCUGGGUCCUGCUGCUGCUUCUGCUGGGAUGGUGUUGGAGUACCAGAAUCCGUCUGGAGUAAAGUCGGGGUCAAGGUCCGGCGAGUGCGUCCAAGCAGCGAACGACACGAUGCCAUCGCUAUCGGCAGUUCCGCGGUCGGGGACGAAGUCCAGCACGAAGACGCCUGACUUUAGGAGAGCGCGACCGAUGAAGAGGCCGCCCUUGCCGUGGCGUCACUCUCGUUGCACGAAGCGCCCGGAAGAACACAUAUGUUGGCCGCAGCAACUGUCCAAGAACCAGGUGUUUCGUCUGAUGGGUUCGGUGUUGGCGACUGCAGCGUACGUCGGGUUGACAUGGAGACCUUGUGUAGAGGAGCGGCUUGGCGGACUUCCUUGAGUGGAGGCUACUUGCGGAUCUGCUAGACGAUAUACUCGGGGACGCGUACAGUUAACCUUGGAGUGUCCGGAUGUCUGGCAAUUGUGGCAGAACGGCGGCAAGACGGUUUCGCAGGAGAACUGUGUACGCCAGCAGCGACCGAUAAGUGAAGAUUUCUUGCUCCUUUGCAGUGCCAUUACUUGGAAAUGGCAGGGACCCGUUGAAGUAUCCCAAGAGGUGUCCUUGUCUGCUACUGCUGGUCAAAGUGCGACAUGAAGCUGAAGAACCUUUCCAUAAGGUUUGGGUCCAUGCCUGAAGAGGGUGAAGGGGUCACCAUUUCUGGUACCCUUCCUGUUGUUUCUUGAGCAGCGCCGGUCUCAGUUUGUAGUCCUAAAGUGUGUAGUCCAGAGAUGUCGGGUUGAGUGUUUUGGCCGCUGGGUGAGCCCGUAGAAGACUUCUUGCCCUUGUU
Closterium sp. NIES-67 is the source of this 1316-nucleotide messenger RNA. Lineage: Eukaryota; Viridiplantae; Streptophyta; Zygnematophyceae; Desmidiales; Closteriaceae. The record is from the annotation of a GenBank genome assembly.